Messenger RNA from Penicillium hordei, 3187 nucleotides. RefSeq lists its product as uncharacterized. The transcript has 5 exons. Gene Ontology annotation, cellular component: exosome (RNase complex); nucleus. The record is from RefSeq and is a predicted model, not a curated record. Bases 1 to 3066 code for a protein of 1021 amino acids. Lineage: Eukaryota; Fungi; Ascomycota; Eurotiomycetes; Eurotiales; Aspergillaceae.
AUGUCCGACCAACCUCCCUCACACGGUCAUCCGAAUUAUGCACAACAAUGGCCUCCUGCAUACCCUUCGAUGAUUCCUCCGAACUUUCCAGUCAGUUCAGAUUAUUCUCAAAUACACCAGCCACUGGCGACAAAUCCUGGGCCGACCUUCGACUAUAACAUGGGAGGCGUUAACGCGAAUUCGCGAAUGCCAGGUUCAAAUGGCGCUGGAAACUCAACAUUCGUUCCGCCUCAGUUUCCCUUCUUCAACCACUUCGACGCAUCCCGGUUUCCACCUCCCUUCCCUCCAAUGCCGUUUGCUCCGAUGAGCUAUCCCCCUAUGCCAACAGGGUCCUCAAAUCCCGCCAUGCCCUAUCAGGGUCUAGAUGGACAUGGCUCACACCAAAUAUCAACAGAAGCCGUACGUCUGAAAGACACCCCAGUUCAGGCAAAUAAUCACCGUGAAGAGGGUGAAGUUAGUGAAGAAUUGGAUGAAAAAUCAGUACAACCGAAGUCUACGCGCCAGUAUUUGGACCUAGAAGAAGGAGAAACCAUAUCUUCUAGUGCGCAAUCCGCUAGGAGUACAUACAACCCUCCUUUGUCAGUCUCCGCAGAGGCAAGCAUGGUCCAUCAUGCGAUGCAGUCUCAGCAGCCGUACCCGCCUGCAACUGUCCCCGCCCCUCCACCUCGGAAAUCAGCGGCGCAGCUACGAAUUCAAGCCCAAGGCGCGUUGCUCAGCUUGGCGCCCCAUAACAUCCGCUACGAUGAACUAGUCGCAGAGGGUAUCAACCCUAUGAUCCUGAAACGCCUUUACGACGAAGUUGGCAUCAAGGUCACCGCAUCGCCUGUGCAAGGUCCACCAGUUCCUGAGAAGGCCUCCGCCGUGACUGUAUUUGCUAGCAAGGGAUUAGGAUCUAGCAGCUCCUCUGAGGGGACCAAGAUAGUGAAAGAGACUCACGGCACCACGAAGUCGGAUUUGCCAGUGCCCCAACCUUGCGCCCCAUCUGCCGCCCCUCCCCCCAAAGCUGGCAAGCCUCUGGAGCGAAAGGAACUGAUCGCCCGGAUGCUGGCUGAGAAAGCUGCCAAGACGACAUCUAAAGAAACUUCACCCACUGGCAGUGCGAAACCCCCUCCCGCUAUACCAGUUGAUGCUGCCCGUUCGGUUCCAAAGGAAGCUCUCGUGAAGGAAAAACGCAAAGCCCAGACGGAGUUGGCAAGGCAGCGAAUUGAGGAACUCAAAAGACAGACUUUGCUGAAGACCCAGAAAUUGGCUCAGGCAAAUCUGCCACCCAUCCAGUUGGAAUCUCCGGCGCCAGCUAUUCAACACCCGCUUCCUCUUCGACCUCCUGUGCCCGAAUCUCGUCGCUCUGCCGGCCUUCCAGGACUUCUCAUGGCUGGAUUGGAGCAGGAGCCACAUGAACCACUUGCCUCUGAGCCGGUACAUGUGAUGGACCUUGACUCAACACCUAUGUCUCAAACUUCCCAACGCAAGCGGCCUCGGGCGUCCGAUUUCGAUGAGCCAGUUGCACCUCCGAAGAAGCAUUUUAACCCGGCUGUGACUCGGUUCGACCCUGCCGAUAAACUCAUCAUUGCAAUCAGCGACGAUGAAUCACUUUACGGCGAUGACGAGGAUGACAAUAUGGAGUUGGAUUCGAGCUCAGAGCAGGAACCAGUGCCGAUAGUGACCUCGACCAUUGUGAAUCCUUCUGUCCAAUCAAAUCCUCCUACCACCCGGGCUUCGACAGCUACGCCACAAGGACCUUCUAGUCUCAGUGACCAAGGGGACAUUCGACUAAAAGACAUGGAAAUUCAAGCUAUGCGCCGCAAGAUUGCGGAGCUGGAGCUACGAAGGAAAUCAAAGCUCGCUGCCAGCCGAACCCAGUCGCCUCGCACCCUGGAUGACUCUGGGGCAUCAUCAUCAUCCGGUGGACAAACCAGCGUGGUAGCAGCUACUUCUGAAGAUUCUUCAAAUGCUAAGCCAACGACGGCCGCCCCUGAUACGCUUAUGCCGGCUACCCCUGUUGCCCAACUAGAUGCAUCAAUCGAAGGCACUACUACUCGAGAACCAUUUAAAGAAUCCCAUGCUGAGGAAGUGGCAGAUGGUGUAAUCGAUAGCACAGCAAAGGCAUCGGCUUCGUUCGAGUCCGAUUCAGCUGGGUCGGCUAUGCAAGAAUCUGAUGACAGCAGCAGUGAUAGUUCCGAUUCGUCCAGCGAGAGUGAGGACGAACCUACUACUUCGCCAGCUCAAGCCGAUCUUGAUCCUACUACUAUGCCAUCAUUCUCAGAGCCCAUGGAGAUUGACUCUUCGGAGCGAUCGACGUCUCGGAGCUCGCCCUCUGCCAUCACCCAUCCCAGUGCAGCUUCUGCCGACGAAUUCGUUUCUCAACAUCACCUUAGCGAACAAUCUCAGCGUGAGGAGUCUGCGGAAUCUGACGGUUAUGAACCCCCAGAGCCUGAUGCUGAAUCACAGUCUGAAGGCUCCAGUUACAGCCCUCCUCCUUUCAGCCCAGCUCUUUCCGGUCUCGUAGAAAACACGGCAGUCUCGGCACCGUCAUUUGACUUGACUCAAGCUGAUGAAGAACUAACCAGCACGCCUCAGAUGUCAGACCCAUUACCUCGGUCGGAUUUGCAGGUUGGCGCUCCUGGCACUGAAGCAUCGCCCGCUAUUUCGGAGCGAAGAUUCACGCCGUACACCAGCCCACUGCGAACUUUCAAGGCUUAUCGCUACCACCCGCAUUAUGCCGAAGACGUUCCGAGUGGCUACCGCUCGCUAACUUACAGUCAUAAUAUCGAUUCCAUGAAAUACAUGUGUCCAUAUGAGUUGGCCGGGGGUGUCUGCAAUGACCGAUCCUGCGAGUUUCAGCAUUUUCGAGACAUGACUCUAAGCGACGACAAGAUUCUCGUCCAGAUGGGCUCUGUCCGAGAGGGUCAAACCGAAGAAGAAAAAGAAGCAUAUCUCGCUGGUCUGAAAGAGAUCAUCAACGACUUACGGCGUGACAAGGUGAAAGAUUUCAACACUGUGGCCUCUGAGAUAGCCGCAUACCGUAGGCGCUUCCUCCAAGACCCGUCGCGUGUCUUGUCCCUGUAACAUUCUCCCUCAUUCAUUGGACCCUUUAAGAGUCCUCUCCAGGUGAGCUGUCUUCCAUCAGUCUUGUGAACACCGGCGUCGAAAGAACUUCGAUGGCGGGGGAAAAACAUCAUCAACACAU